AUGAUCUCCGUAACCUCUCUUGGACUUGUUCUUGUAUCACUUUGGGGAGCAAGCACUGUUUCUGCAGCUCAAUCUCUCACUCUGAACACUUUUGGCCCGGCUUCGGUCUCUGAUGUCUCGGCGCUUAAAAUCAUCACAUCCAUCAAGAAUACAGGAACCGAGGCACUUCGUUUGCUCAACGACCCCAACUCUGCACUUUCCACUUGGGAAACGGAUAGCUUUCAUGUUACUCGAGCCGAGUCUAACUUGGUUAGCGGUCCAGCACUGAACUUUACUGGCCUACGCGUCAAGUACAGUCCUAGCGCGGCUGUCAAGACAGGCAAACCUGAGUUAUUUACUGUAAUCGAACCAGGUGCUACAGUCAAUAUCACCCAUAACCUGGGAUCGACCUAUGACUUUUCCGGAAAAGGCGGAGGGGCUGGAAAGUACAAGCUAAAAGCUUCAACGCGUGCGAGGACCUUCCUAUCUGUUGGUGCCGACGGUGCCAUUACAGCCGUGGAGGCGACCGAGGGGCAAAUCGCUGAGGUCGCGGUCAGCGGUCGGCUGUCAGGCCCCAAGCUCCAGCCAGGAUCCAAAGGACCAGCUGUAUCUAAGCGUGCACUCUUUCGGGGAUGCAACGAUGGCCAAAUCGGUGAAAUCAUCACCGCUGCAGAUCGUGCGAACAAUAUGGCUCACGGCGCCCACGGCUUCUUGCGGGAUGGGCCCUGGGCUACUCGGCGAUGGCAGGAGUGGUUCGGAGGCUGGGAUCAGAAUCGAUACAACCUUGUGUUCGGUCAUUUCGAUGCCAUUCGAUUUAAUCCACCAAAUUUUAAAUAUGAUUGUACCUGCACGGAUGAUGGAAUUUAUGCGUAUGUGAUCAUCCCUGGUCAUUUCCAAGAGGUCUACCUCUGUGGCGCAUUCUGGAGAGCACCUAUGGAAGGCACUGAUUCCAAGGCCGGAACGAUCGUUCACGAAGCGUCACACUUCCCUGAAUAUGCCGGUACAUCAGACCACGCCUACGGUCAAGGCGCUUGCCGUGACCUCUCUCGCAACGACCCUAACCGUGCAGCUAUGAACGCAGACUCUCACGAAUACUUUGCCGAGAAUCAACCGUGGUUGGGCCAGUAG
Messenger RNA from Rhizoctonia solani, 1107 nucleotides. RefSeq names its product peptidyl-Lys metalloendopeptidase. Gene Ontology annotation, molecular function: metalloendopeptidase activity. The record is from RefSeq and is a predicted model, not a curated record. The transcript has 11 exons. Bases 1 to 1107 code for a protein of 368 amino acids. Lineage: Eukaryota; Fungi; Basidiomycota; Agaricomycetes; Cantharellales; Ceratobasidiaceae.